CCGGGAUGGUCGGUCUACUUUUGGGCCGCUGCUUCUUUAGACUUCUCCCCUCGGCUCUGCCGGGGCCCCAGCAGGUGCAGCAAAGCUCGUCCCGGAGUCCGGCAUGGACAACAGUGUGUGGGUGGGCUCUUGGCGGCCCCACCGGCCCCGGGGCCCCAUUGCAGCACUCUACAGUGGUCCUGGGCCCAAGUAUCAACUGCCCCCUAGCACCGGUUACAAGAUGCACGACCCAUCUCGGUUCCGGGCUCCUGCCUACACGUUCGGUACCCGGAUUGCCACCCAAAACACGACGUGUGGCCCCGGCCCAGGGCACCUCAUCCCUCAGCGCAUGACCGUUCGGGGCCCCGAUGGCGGGCCUGCCUUCUCCAUCUACGGACGGCCCCGAGAGAGCCGCCUGUUCCGCACUCCGGGCCCUGGUCGCUACUUUCCAGAGCGGGCAGCCCGCAUCGCUUACCCCUGCGCCCCGGGGCACUCAAUAGGAGGCCGGAACAAAGAGUUAAAGGCGGACCUAACCCCCGGCCCGGCAGCCUACACGAUUCCGUCGCUCAUCGGCUCCCGUCUGAUCCACAAGCCUUCGGCUCCCACUUACUCCAUCUACGGCCGCAAUGCUUUGGGCAGCUUCUGCCAAGACUUGAGCAAGACUCCGGGCCCCUGUGCUUAUCACGAGGUGAACCCGGCCGUGUACAAGCCCAGGGCCCCCCAGUUCACCAUGCAGCCUCGCAACUACCUGCCCGGGGACAACACCGUGAAGCCUGGGCCGGCAGCCUACCACCCUCUUAAGCUUCGCCAAACACCUGGAGGCCCCACCUUCGGGAUCCGCCACUCGGAUUACGAGGCCCCUGUUAUAUUGGAAAUACAGGAAUAACCUCUGCGGGGCCCGAGGGGUGAAACCCCACAAAGGUUCCUCUCGUAAAGCCUCCUGGCCCAGCCCUGCCUCUGUCCAUCUGUCCAUUUGUCCGGCCGCCCCCACCCCCCUGAGCGUCUGUCAGCCUGUGUGGCUGUGGCCGCCUCCGUCCCGGCGGUAUAAAGCAGGCCCCUGGCGGGCCGCAGAGUAUACUCCCUCUUCUCUCUGGCCCUGGGCGCAGAGGCCAGCCGCCCCUGCAGCUGGAGCCCCGGCCCUGGGCCCCUGCAGCCUGAGCCUGUCUGUGUCUGUCUGUCAGUGUGCGGUGACCCCAUGCGGAA
Messenger RNA from Gracilinanus agilis (Agile Gracile Mouse Opossum), 1182 nucleotides. It is a transcript of the gene CIMAP1B, whose product is annotated as outer dense fiber of sperm tails 3B. Lineage: Eukaryota; Metazoa; Chordata; Mammalia; Didelphimorphia; Didelphidae. The transcript has 7 exons. Gene Ontology annotation, cellular component: cytoskeleton. The record is from RefSeq and is a predicted model, not a curated record. The coding region runs from base 104 to 865 and encodes 253 amino acids.